This is a messenger RNA of Haliotis rufescens (red abalone), 1656 nucleotides long. RefSeq lists its product as uncharacterized. The transcript has a single exon. The record is from RefSeq and is a predicted model, not a curated record. Lineage: Eukaryota; Metazoa; Mollusca; Gastropoda; Lepetellida; Haliotidae. Bases 1 to 1656 code for a protein of 551 amino acids.
AUGGUGUCGGAGAAAAGAGGUAAAGUGGUGUUCCUUCUGGCGUCCGCUGUGUUGGCAGUGACGUCGCUGUGCUUCAUAUACGUCGUCUACAGGAACCCCGGCGUCAGGGUGUGUGCAUCUGCUGACAUUCCACCUACAAGCACGAACGUUCACACUGAUCUCGUAGAGCUGUAUCCCGUUCCCAACGUCAACUCAAAAACAGUUCAUUACUUUUGGUGCGCGCGGAAGAUGUUUGAGUUUCACAAUUAUUUAAGCAUCCUUAGUGUUGUGAAGAUGGUGAAGCCCCUGAAGAUCGUGUUCCACUACACCGACUAUCCGGUGCUGGAUCCACUUGAGUACAACUCCUGGUUCCGUGAUCUCGUCGCCACCAUCCCUUAUCUCGUGCUGGACGAGAUGAGCACCGACACCUCAUGCAGAAACAGCGCCAAGGACAAGCUCCACACAGUGCAGCAGUAUCUGCUACAGCAUGGCGGCCUUUACGUUGGGGAAAACACCGUGUUCAGACAGUUUCCCACCCAGGCUAAGCAGAUGCAAUUAUUGUUUUCAUUUCGUACUGCCAAUAAAAACGAAAAGAUAAUUAAAAAUGAAUAUUUAGAUAAAUGCUUGGAUGGUUUUAUUGGUGUCGUUCCCGGCACUAACGCCACCACAGUUAACGAGUCACUGACCUUCAGCCACAGUGAUAUGAGGGCCUGUUCCAUGUAUGACUAUGAAGUAUCGGUGGAGCGUUGUUUAGCGGUUACUGUCAAUUUGCCGGUUAGACCUAAAGAUAUUUGGUACAUCGAUAUCAAUUUUGGAAAGCUUGCCCGUCUUCUAUUCUAUGGUAAAUCCGAUGUUAUACAUUUACAACAAGACUUCAAAGUUCUGGCGCCCAGGAUUUCUCAUUAUAUAUGGUUCGGGAAGAGAACCCUCACGUACGCCCAUUAUCUCAGCGUCCUCAGUGCUCUCUACGUCGCACGCCUAUAUCACGUGUACUUCCACGGAGACUGCGAACCAUUGGGGGAAUUCUGGGAGACGCUGAAGAGGGAGGAGAAUGUGACGUUCGUGUUUAUGGAACUGCCUGAAUUUGUGUUCGGUAACGUCGUGCAGAAUAAAGCUCACGCCAACGACGUUGUGAAACUGUACAUUCUAAACAAAUAUGGCGGAGUGAACCAGGACCCGGAUGUAUUAUGGACAAAGCCUAUUGAGGACUCUCAUCUUGCCUAUGAUUCUGUGAUGGGGUUUGAGUGGGUCAAGGCCGACGGAUGGCCAGAAACUUUCAACAUCGGAGUAUUCAUAGCCAAGAAGCAUUCCAAGUUCGUUCACGAAUUCUUGUUGACAAUGAAGGACUACCGCGACAAGCACUGGAUCUACAACUCAGGGUGCCUGCCGUACAGGGUGUACGAACGUUUCCCUCACGUCCUGCAUGCUGACAGACAACUCCAGGUGUUGUGCUACAAACACAAAUGUCACCCGCCAUGGUUCAAAGAUUACAACGAAUAUUACAUGAACGACGAUGCACUGUAUUUCUUCAUAGAGUGGAACGUAGAGACGUUGUCGGUUCAUCUCACCUUCCCCAAACCUUAUCCAGAAUACACGAGUCAGGCGACACUCAUGGCGUCGACUGGGAUGUAUGCUUCCAUCGGGAGGAAUAUCCUCAAAAAAGCUGGGAAAAUCUGA